AUGAUGGUAUUACAGACAGUCAUGUGCAAACUUUUGAGCAUUGUGCUCUUCGCAUUCCUUCUAGAUACUUGUGAUAAUAUGCGAACAGAGCAACAAGUCAUUCGACUUAUUUAUAAGUCGUGCGAACGCGAGAAAAAUUUCUGUCCAAAACAACAAUACGGUAUUUUUGAAAAUGGAAAAGAGUGGAAAUGGAACCAUAGUUCCCUUUACCAAUUAGCAAAAGUGGAUGUUUUGCGAAAAGUGAAACUCCGUAACAACAUGUUUAAAGUAGUUCUGAAGUCAAUUUUCUGCUGCACACACGGACCGUGUCUCAAGAAUUGUCGAAUCGGGUUGCAUUCGAAUGAAAUCGAUCUGAUCCAAGAUUUCCCCGCAAACGCCCCUUAUUUGCUAAAGGUUGAACUUUUGAAGGAGCACCACCAAUUUAUAAAACAGUGGCUUGAAGAUAAUGCCGGUGGAUAUGAAACGAAAGAAAACCCAAGUGCUGAGCUUAAUGAGCUAUUCGAUUUCAUGUUUCUCUAUCAGGAUGCCAUCAGAUCCAAGCUCAAACAGAACGCUAAUUCUGCAGUGAGAAACUAA
This is a messenger RNA of Caenorhabditis bovis, 576 nucleotides long. The record is from the annotation of a GenBank genome assembly. Lineage: Eukaryota; Metazoa; Nematoda; Chromadorea; Rhabditida; Rhabditidae.